Messenger RNA from Coregonus clupeaformis (lake whitefish), 2769 nucleotides. RefSeq names its product zinc finger protein 528. The record is from RefSeq and is a predicted model, not a curated record. Bases 822 to 2441 code for a protein of 539 amino acids. The transcript is spliced from 3 exons. Gene Ontology annotation, cellular component: nucleus. NCBI's taxonomy places the organism in Eukaryota, Metazoa, Chordata, Actinopteri, Salmoniformes, Salmonidae.
ACUAAAACUAUUGACAUGUGCCGUUUGACAUGUGCCCCCCCAGCAGCCAAAUCAAACAUAUUGUGACGUUUAAUUGAAAAAUAUCUAUUAACUAAUUUACAGCAUGGUGAUGUCAUAAUGGAAGGCCACAACUCCAUCCCACCAAAUCAGGCUGAAAUUUCAAACAGCUCUUACACCAAAAGGGCAUUAUCAUCAUGUUCACAAUUACACAGUAUUAUUCUAACCUCAGUGUGGAAAUGUAUAUAAAACACAGGAAAAUCACGUUUUUGACUGCAAUGGGCCUUUAACUUCAAAAAUAUGAUUCUGAGAUAAUUGGCUUUAAAGUUCUGAAUCCUCAUUGGUUUGAAUGGUGUCAACCAUUUUUUUUCUUGUUUUCUUUUGAACGGAAUAUCAUGAAUUGGGGGUAUUUAGAGUACUAUAUAGUUGGAGAACAUUGAACAGAACAAGGCUAUACGUCAACUUAAUUUUGACAAAAAUUGCAGAAAGAACCUUAGUCUGAAGCGCUGGUAAUGUAAUAGCUGUACCGUAAUUCAAAGAACAGCGCGCAUACCUUUUUCAUUUAACCACACCCUUUGAGCUAUGACGUCAACAAAUAUGAUCAUUUCUCGUCAGUGUAAAAGGAAGUAAACAGUGACCAAGAACCAUUUCCACGUUAGCGUUUGUAUUGUUGUUAUUUAGACGUUUAUUAAGACCCUGGAACUCAAUAUGACUAAUUUAACUGCACAGCAUUACAUACUUACCUCAGAUAGUCUUUAAUUCGCGUUGGAGAGAGGACUUGGUUGAUUGAUGUUAUUUAGCUAGCUAGGUAGCCGCUAACAACAAUGGCUAACUGUGUGGUUUUUCACACUCAAAUAGCCUCCAUCAUGGAGGUGCUAGCGAAUGCAGCCGUGGCAGAGAUCUGUAAACUCGUAGAUGACGACUAUGCAGUGUUCCGUUUGGAAAUUUCUCAAAGCCAGAAAGAAAACAGGGGAUUGCGGCGGAAACUACAGCUACUGGAAUUGAAGGUGGCACGGGAGCGCGCAGAGAGGACAGUUAGAGAGCGCGUCCUCGCCAGUCGUCCCAGUAGUGUCAAGAUCCUCGACCGAUACAGAGGAAUGGCAAGAGGGGAAGGACAUCUCACUGGAGGCCACAGAAGCUUUGUAAAGCCAGCGGGACACAACACAUUGAGAGAUAACCAACCAAUCACUGUUGAUGAGGGGAGUGGAACCUCAACCCAGCACGUUAUCGUGAUAGAGUCUGCAGAUGCAGAGGCUGCAGGUCCUGGGGUCAAGCAGGAGCGGUCUGAAGGGGAGGACACAAGACACAGCAGAGACAUCCAGACUGAAGCAGCAGCUGGAGUGGCGCCCCCUGUAGCCACGGAGGACCUCGCCACCGUGCCCCAGGCCAGGACCCGACGCAGCAUCAUGGAGGUCAGUGGAACGCCGAACGCCGUCCUCAAGUCAGAGACAGACACCAAGACUGUAACUGUAACACACAGGCUCUUACACACAGGAUCUGACCACAUAUCAGACCCAGAGAGACUGGGGCAGGGGAUACUGGGCUGUCCUCCUGCUCCUGGCUCAGAGUAUUUACCGGUAUUUCACCAGAGCCAGAGGACGGUUCAUUCCUGUGGAGAUGGUGACGCAUUAGACACUGGUGUUGAUGAUCCAUCUUGUUCUUAUGAUACAGAGAUGGACCCUGGCAACAUGCCCUUGGGUUUAGAGACACAGACUGAUCUGUCUAGAGCGGAUUGGAACAGGUACAGUAGUAGUGUAUACUCUGAAGGGUGCCUAGAUAAGAAAGGGGAGGGUCUGGUCGUAGAUGAAGUGACUGUGAAAGUGGAGGGCAACGUUCCUCCCACAUGGAAUACAGAUAGUCACCUAGGAGACAGACACUCACAGGGCAGAGAUUUCUUAGAUUACAGGGAAAGCUUAGAGACAAAUCAAAAUGUCCCCACCCACUCCCUUUUACACGCGUUCAGGGAUCGCGACCCAGUGUCCACGUCGAUGGCACCUUCCGAUUCACACGGCCACAUCCUUUUCGAUGAGGUAUUGAACUCAAACGACAGGGCUAGAGCCCAGGCUCAGGGAGGGGGAACCACAUCAGGCAAUAGUAAAGAGAAACAGUUCCUCUGCAUGUUCUGUAACAAAGGCUUCAGCUGCCCGCAGAAGGUGGAGAUCCACAAGAGGGUCCACACUGGGGAGAAACCCUUCAGCUGUACCCAGUGUCACGUGUGCUUCGCCCAGGCUGGUGACCUGAAGAGGCACCAGAGGGUCCACUCAGGGGAGAAACCCUACAGCUGCCCCCAGUGUGAGAAGCGGUUCUCCCGCCAGGACCAGCUGAAGAGGCACCAUAUGGUCCACACGGGAGAGAGGCCGUUCGCCUGUACUCACUGCGGGAAGAGGUUCUCAGAGAGGAGCUACCUCAGGAUACACCAGCAGAAAAACCAUUCUACUCUAUAACAGGAAAAUAUAUAUAUUUUCACGGUUGUCAGCAGAAAAGAUCCACAGAUGCAUUUGGAAUAACAAGAGUAACAGAUUUCAGUGUUGAAUAUUCCUGGGUAGAAUAUUGCAUCCAGACAUAAGCCUAAAAAGUAUUUUACAUAUUGUGUUUGUACUGUGUAGGAUAUUUGAUGUUCACAAAUGCCUAUUUCAUUACUUCCAUUCAACUACAAAAUGUUUUUCCCAAGACACUUUCAAUGAGAAAAUGUAUGCAAGUUAUCAAUUUUUUGUUGAGACCUGUAUGUGGUUUUCAUAUGGUGUAUUUAAUACUUGUUUAAUAAACACAAAA